Messenger RNA from Aspergillus chevalieri, 921 nucleotides. Its product is annotated as DnaJ domain protein. The record is from RefSeq and is a predicted model, not a curated record. Bases 1 to 921 code for a protein of 306 amino acids. The transcript is spliced from 2 exons. NCBI's taxonomy places the organism in Eukaryota, Fungi, Ascomycota, Eurotiomycetes, Eurotiales, Aspergillaceae.
AUGAUACCAAGUUUUCCAACGCAAAUGCCGUCGCCGCGAUUGAGAAGCGCCGCCUCGUUCCUGAGCCAUCACCAACAGCACCACAAGCGUCGAUGCCCAUAUGCUCGCACAGCGAAUAAGAGACUAUUCUCAACGACAACGCCAUACUUUGCAGCAAGCCGCGAACCAACCCUCUACGAAAUCCUCGACGUCCCCCCAACAGCGUCACUAUCAGAGAUCAAAAAACAAUUCUACUCCCUCUCCCUCCGCCACCACCCCGACCGCAACCGCGCCGAUCCAACCGCCUCCUCCCGCUUCGCCCGCAUCUCCUCCGCCUACCAAACACUCGGCAACGCCGCAAAACGCGCCUCCUACGACCGCGACCACGGCAUCCAUACAUCCCCCUCGUCAACAUACAGCACCGCCAACCCCGGUCAACACCCAAUGGGCAGCUACAGCAGCCACAGCGCGAACGUAAGCAGCAAGGGGGCCUCGUAUGCGGGGUCCCGCCCCGCGAGCGGGUUGAGUAAACGGCGAGGGCCGUUUAGGGGGCCACCGCCAAGUUUCUAUGCGCAUGGGGAGUAUGGAAAUCAGGCGGGGAGGAGGGCGCCGCAUGGGGGUGCGGCGGGGUGGGCUUCUUCAUCGUAUGCUGGGACUGGGGCUGCGGAGGAGGAUCCGUUGUCGUUUUUGGAUAAGAAUCCGAUUCAUCAUUUUAAUGCGCGGGGGCAUUAUAAGACGCAGUCGGCGGAGGAUGCGAGGCGGCAGGAGCGGCGGUCCAGGGCUAUGGGCGAUGAGUUGAAUGAGCAGUAUAUUGGCAAGCCUGGGGACUUUGCAUUCCGAUUCUUUAUUGUUUUCGGUAUCCUUAUGGGUGCGGGGGCUAUGACUGGGAUUCUCUGGAAGCCCAAGGAUCAAAAGAGUUCCAAGAGAGCUGCUACGGGAUGA